AUGGCACCGACGAAGAAACUCCAACACGCGAACGUGCGCCCUAACCUCUCCAAGGCCGAAGCGUCUCAGCUGCUCGCCCCAAACUGGAACUUCGAGGACGGCAGCCUCACGCCCAGAAAGCUCGUCGGCUUGCGAGGCCUCGACCGGCACAUGGCUUGGGACAGCCAGUAUUCGUCCCCGUUCAUAUCCUUCUUCAGCGACUGGAACGUCGCCGUGCGUCGGCGGAAGUGGAUCAUGGCCAACGGCGGCGCGGAGGUUGUCAUCCUGGCGGUCUGGGCCAAGGAUCUUGUUAAGUUGUAUGAUGCGCACAGGAUCGCAUUUGCGCUGGGAUACCGGGCGUUUCCUCGUAAGGGCCCUCGACGGCUGCUGUAUCACCAUCAGCACGAGUACCUUCACUUUGGCCCUUUGCUGGCCGGAGGCUCGCACAUCAUUGCACUGUUCGACGACUGGUCCAUGGCUGGCGCGGCUGGAUUCGACAAGAAGUUCUGGCAUCCUCAUCCUUUUGCCGAUGUUCGAGAGUGGUUGCGCUACCACUCGAUUCUCAGGACGGAUUUGCUGCCCCGCCAGGACUCAAUAGAAGGCGGCCAUGACGAAGGUCGAAGGCGCGUAGUUAUCGCCCUCCCUAGGUACUUCUAA
Messenger RNA from Anthostomella pinea, 636 nucleotides. The record is from the annotation of a GenBank genome assembly. Lineage: Eukaryota; Fungi; Ascomycota; Sordariomycetes; Xylariales; Xylariaceae.